Molecule: messenger RNA, 1456 nt
Organism: Pogoniulus pusillus (Red-fronted tinkerbird)
Lineage: Eukaryota; Metazoa; Chordata; Aves; Piciformes; Lybiidae
Gene: TYMP
Product: thymidine phosphorylase
Exons: 9
Coding region: 42-1424 (460 amino acids)
Biological process (GO): pyrimidine nucleobase metabolic process; pyrimidine nucleoside metabolic process
Cellular component (GO): cytosol
Molecular function (GO): pyrimidine-nucleoside phosphorylase activity; 1,4-alpha-oligoglucan phosphorylase activity
Source: RefSeq, a predicted model, not a curated record
CAGCCAGGGUCGGGGUGCCAGUCGUCAGGAGCGAGGUGCCCAUGGCUGCCCAGGGCUCGCUGCCAGCCCUGAUCGGCAAGAAGCGAGAUGGGCAGCGGCUGGAGGAGGCGGAGAUCCAGAGCUUCGUCAGCGCCGCCGCCCUGGGCACCGCUCAGCAGGCACAGAUCGGUGCCAUGCUGAUGGCCAUCAGGCUGCGGGGCAUGGACAUGGGUGAGACUCUGGCACUGACGCGGGCGAUGGCGGCCUCGGGCCGGGCACUGGCCUGGCCCCAAGCCUGGCACGGGCGCCUGGUGGACAAGCACUCGACGGGGGGCGUUGGCGACAAGGUCAGCCUGGUGCUGGCCCCGGCGCUGGCCGCCUGCGGCUGCAAGGUGCCCAUGAUCAGCGGGCGCGGGCUGGGCCACACGGGGGGGACGCUGGACAAGCUGGAGGCCAUCCCCGGGUUCCGCGUCAGCCUCAGCCCCGAGGAGAUGCGGGAUGCCCUGGAGCGGGUCGGGUGCUGCAUCGUGGGGCAGAGCGAGGAGCUGUGCCCGGCGGACCGGGUGCUGUACGCGCUGCGGGACGUGACGGCCACCGUGGACAGCCUGCCGCUCAUCACCGCCUCCAUCCUCAGCAAGAAGGCGGCGGAGGGGCUCUCGGCGCUGGUGCUGGAUGUCAAGUACGGGGGGGCGGCGCUGUGCCCCACCAUGGACAGUGCCCGGCGGCUGGCACGGAGCCUGGUGUGGGUGAGCUCCCGGCUGGGGCUGCGGGGCGCGGCGGUGCUGACGCCGAUGGGGCAGCCGCUGGGGCUCCGCCUGGGGCACUCGCUGGAGGUGCUGGAGGCGCUGGAGGCGCUGCGCGGGGGGGGCCCGCCCGACCUGCGCCGCCUCGUCACCAUGCUGGGGGGGUUGCUGCUGUGGCAGUGUGGCCUGGCCGAGGCGGCCGAGCAGGGGCAGCAGCUGCUGGGGGCGGCGCUGGACGAUGGCUCAGCGCUGGCCACGUUCGAGGCCAUGCUGGGGGCGCAGGGGGUGCCCCCCAACACCGCCAAGCUGCUCUGCACCGGGACCCCCGCCCAGCGCUGGCAGGUCCUGGGCAGGGCCAGCAGCCAGGAGGAGCUGAAGGCACUGGCAGGAGGUUGGGUGCAGCAGAUUGAGGCUCUGCCUCUUGCCCAAGUCCUGCACCGGCUGGGAGCUGGCCGGGAACGGGCUGGGGACAGCAUAAACCACCGGGUGGGAGCCGAGCUGCUGGUGACAGCAGGGCAGCACCUGCAGGAAGGCGAGGCCUGGCUGCGGGUGCACCACGACGGCGGCCUGGAUGAGGAGGGGCGCAGGGCGCUGCAGGCGGCGCUCCGCCUGGCCCCGGAGCCUCCCCCGGGCCCGCCGCCGUUCGCCACCGAGACCCUGCUGCCCGCGGCCGACAUGCCCGGGGGGCGCCUGGAGCUGUGAGCCGCCUGCUGCCGCCAGGCCUCACUUCCGGG